This is a messenger RNA of Pocillopora verrucosa, 714 nucleotides long. The record is from RefSeq and is a predicted model, not a curated record. Lineage: Eukaryota; Metazoa; Cnidaria; Anthozoa; Scleractinia; Pocilloporidae.
AUGACGCAGCAACAUAAAGAAAAAGAUACGUACAUGCCUAAAGAUUUUGAAUCAAAGAAGACACAAAAACAACGAAUGCAGUGUCCUGUGUGUUUGAAAACAUACGCCAGGCCAGGAACGCUAAAGAUUCACUUACGGGUUCACAACGGUGAAAAGCCAUAUAAAUGCCCACAAUGCUCCAAGGCCUUCACUCAAUCCGGGAACCUUGCAGUACACAUGCGCAUUCACACCGGAGAAAAGCCUUUCGCCUGCAGGAGUGAUUCGUCCUACAUCAAAACCACGUCACUGGAUCAAAUUCCAUUCCACGCUUUUUAUUACGUGCCUAUGGCACACAGUCCUUGUAAGUUUGUUCACGUGGCUCAUGAAACAUCUACCAACUCUGACCUAACUGACCAGGUCGUCAGUUCCCCCCCGGAGAAAGGAAAUCUCGCUCCUAGACCCUCCGUUAUCCAAUUCGUUGAUGAAAACCAAAAGGUUCACAUGCGAAUUCACUCAGGUGAAAAGCCCUAUCGGUGUCAGUUUUGCCCCAAGGCCUUCGCUCAAUCAGGAAACCUCUCCGCGCAUGUGCGGAUUCACACAGGAGACAAACCUUACAAGUGCAGUUACUGUGAUAAACGUUUUACCCAGUCGUCCGCUCAAAAAAAUCACGUGAUGAUGCACUUAAGGAGAAUGGUAAGCUACCGUCAGGCUGGUGUCAACUACAUGCUGAAUUGA